Messenger RNA from Ananas comosus (pineapple), 2133 nucleotides. Its product is annotated as galactoside 2-alpha-L-fucosyltransferase-like. The transcript has 2 exons. The record is from RefSeq and is a predicted model, not a curated record. Gene Ontology annotation, molecular function: galactoside 2-alpha-L-fucosyltransferase activity. Lineage: Eukaryota; Viridiplantae; Streptophyta; Magnoliopsida; Poales; Bromeliaceae. Gene Ontology annotation, biological process: xyloglucan biosynthetic process; cell wall biogenesis. Bases 158 to 1972 code for a protein of 604 amino acids. Gene Ontology annotation, cellular component: Golgi apparatus; membrane.
AUUCAACGAGUAGUCCAAUUAUCCAUCGUUCUCAUCUCGCUACCUAAUAAUAACAUUAUUUUUAGUCCGCUACACGUUUACAUCACCACUCCCCCUACCGCCGUAGUUGACUAGACCAGCUCGAUCGCGUAAAUAGGUCGGUGGGGUCGAUCGAUCGAUGCCGAUCCCGCGAUCGCGAGUGGGGGAAGGGGCGAAGCAGGAGGAGGAGGAGGAGAUCGUGGUGGAGGAGGCGGCGGCGGCGCCGGCGAUGGAGAUGAAGCGGAUGCGGAGCCCGCGGGGGCCAAUCGAUCGCGCUGCGGCGGCGGCGGCGGCGGAGGAGGAGGAGGCGGAGGAGGAGAAGAAGCGGGCGGCGUGGCGGUGGGCGGCGCGGAGGGAGAUGGCGAUGGUGGUCGCCUUCCUCCUCAGCCUCCCCCUCCUCGUCUACCUCCUCGGCGGCCGCUGGAGCGGCUCCUCGGCGGUGGCGACUUCGCUCGGGUCUCGCAGGGACGGGGACGAAGCCAUUGGAGCCGGAGGUUCCAUAAAUACAUCAUCUACAACCUCUCCCAUCUUGGAGGACAAGCUUCUUGACGGAUUACUUUCUCCCGUCUUCGACGAACUAUCCUGCAUGAGCCGUUAUAGAUCCUCGCUCUAUCGUAAGCCAUCACCGUUUCCGCUUUCCCCUUACCUUACAAAGAGGCUCAGAACAUACGAAGCCUACCACAAAAGAUGCGGCCCAAACACCAGACGCUAUAGAAGAGCAAUCAAGCAGCUCAAAUCCGGUCGCAACAUACGAGAAAUGGAGUGCAAAUAUGUUGUAUGGUAUCCGUGUAAUGGCUUAGGCAACAGGAUGUUAACCCUCGCCUCUACGUUCCUGUAUGCUCUUCUCACGAACAGAGUUCUUCUGACUUACAUGACGAAGGAAUCGCAGAACCUCUUUUGCGAGCCAUUUCCGGGGAGUUCGUGGCUGCUACCUUCCGAUUUCCCUAUACAAGAUACAUACAACUUUCACAAGGAUGCUCCGCAGAGCUACGUGAAUAUGUUGAGAAACAAGGUGAUUGAUAAUAGUGUGAAUGUUUCAGCGGACUCACUACCUGCUUAUAUCUAUCUCCAUUUAGAGCAAUUUCGUCUUCGGUUGGAGAACAACAUUUUCUGUGAAGAUGACCAGUUAACUCUCGCAAAGUUCAACUGGAUGAUAUUGAAAUCGGAUAGUUACUUCGUGCCUGCUUUGUUUCUGAUGCCCUCCUAUGAAGAAGAACUGCGUCGGCUAUUUCCGGUGAAGGAGUCGGUUUUCCAUCAUUUGGGGCGGUAUCUCUUUCAUCCGACAAACCCGGUUUGGGGAAUUAUAAGUAGGUAUUAUGAAGCUUAUCUUGCCAAGGCAGAUGAAAAGCUAGGGCUUCAGAUUAGAAUAUUUCCGGAAGCUCCUAUGUCGUUUGAAGACAUGUAUGACCAAAUCCUUGCAUGUUCACGGAAAGAGAAGUUGCUUCCCGAAAUCGGUACUACGGAGCCCUUCAUCAACUCAACUUCAAAUAAAACAAAGGUCAAGGCGAUUUUGAUCACUUCUCUGUAUCCUGGCUACUACGAGAAGCUCAAAUCCAUGUACUACGUGAACCCGACUGCCACAGGAGAAGUAGUAGCUAUGUAUCAGCCUAGCCAUGAAGAGCUCCAGCACACUGAAGCACAGAAUCACAAUCAGAAAGCGUUAGCAGAAAUGUACUUGUUGAGUUACUGUGACAACGUGGUUAUGAGUGCUUGGUCUACAUUCGGAUACGUAGCUCACGGUCUAGCCGGUUUGAAGCCGUGGAUUCUACUCAGGCCAGGUUGGAUGCAGAAGAAGGCGGAUCCGGCCUGCGUCCGAUCCAUGUCGGUGGAGCCGUGCUUGCAUUCACCUCCCAAUCUCGAUUGCAAGGCGAAGAAAGACGUCGAUGCCGCGACUUUGGUCCCUUAUGUGAGGCAUUGCGAAGAUGUGAGCUUUGGUCUUAAGCUGUUUAGUUAGAUUGGCUGGUUGGUCUCCUAUUCUUUUCCUCUAUUUAUAUGUUCAAUUAAGUGUAUGAAAAAUUUGUUAUUCUUAUGGAAAAGGAUGCAGAAAUUCUUCGAUUUCUACUUGUAACUUGAAUGAACAUUCUUUUUGAAAUUCCUAAAAGCAAAUUCAUUAUA